AUGCCGUAUCAACAAAGAGAAGAUCUGAAACCUGUGUUUGUCAUGGAUCCAACAUACGAAGACAUAUCUUCCGAUGAAGAGGAAUUCACUGACGAAAUUCCGGUGACCACUCAGUCUGUAACUGACAUGUGUGAAGACAUUGCAAGUGACGAUGAAUUUAACUUAAUGGAUACAAUGGAUUUCUGUAUGGACUCCGAGUUAUUUAGCUCUACCAAUGAAACAACCGGAGACAUCCUGGACAUGGUGGAUGACAUUAUCGCCCAAAAUCCGGGAUUAAUUGAUUUCCAGGAAGAUCCCUCAAGUGCAAAUGCCGCAUCCGCAAAUGAAGAAGAAGAAGAAGAAGAAGAAGAAAGCAUCCGAAAUGAUGACAACGAACAGUCAAUUAACACGGAGACAACUACAAUUUGUUUGUGUCUGACUAGGACCGUGAAAACAUUCAAAAACGGAAGAACUGAGGAGACCAGAAAUACUUCAAUCAGCCACUCCGAAAAUGUCAACUUAAAUGAAGUAGAUGUAGAAGCCAUUGCCCUUGACAUUCUCAACGAAGUGUCCGUUCAGUUUUCGUGGCCAUCGGUUCGGGUUGCUGAAACAUUAUGA
Saccostrea cuccullata (small rock oyster) is the source of this 597-nucleotide messenger RNA. RefSeq lists its product as uncharacterized. The record is from RefSeq and is a predicted model, not a curated record. The coding region runs from base 1 to 597 and encodes 198 amino acids. The transcript has a single exon. Lineage: Eukaryota; Metazoa; Mollusca; Bivalvia; Ostreida; Ostreidae.